Molecule: messenger RNA, 2524 nt
Organism: Wyeomyia smithii (pitcher-plant mosquito)
Lineage: Eukaryota; Metazoa; Arthropoda; Insecta; Diptera; Culicidae
Gene: Vps51
Product: vacuolar protein sorting-associated protein 51 homolog
Exons: 4
Coding region: 141-2357 (738 amino acids)
Biological process (GO): retrograde transport, endosome to Golgi; endocytic recycling; lysosomal transport
Cellular component (GO): EARP complex; GARP complex; membrane
Source: RefSeq, a predicted model, not a curated record
AUCAAACUUUGACAGUUCUGAGUGAGAGUUUCCAAAAGUAGUUUAAUUUGAUGGUGUAUAUUUUAAAGUCUUCAAAAUAAAAGUCUUGAAAUUCUGUAAUAUUUAAAAGUUACAUUCUCCUUGCAAUAAAAACCUGAACCAUGAGUGAAAAAUCAACUAACCCCUAUGACAUGGACAGUGCCAGUUUUGAUCCCGAUCGAUAUCUUCAAAAACUUCUAAAGGAAUGUUCGCUCAAGCAGAUAAUGGACACAGAAGCGGCUAUUGUACGUCAAACGCAAACUUUACACAGCGAUAUGCAAACGCUGGUGUACGAAAAUUACAAUAAAUUUAUUUCGGCGACCGACACAAUCCGGAAGAUGAAAACCGAUUUCAAAAGCAUGGAAACGGAAAUGAAUCUGCUAGUGUCUAACAUGGCUUCGAUCACCGAGGGUAGUGAGAAAAUAACUGAUACCCUGCAGGAGACUAGAAGUCAGCUGACGCGUCUCUCCGGAAAACAUCAGCUGCUAAAGAAAUUACAGUUCCUCUCGUCGCUUCCGGCCAAGCUCAAAACUCUGAUUGAUGAAGGCAACUAUCAGCAGGCCGUACAAGAAUACAGUCAUGCCCAGAAGGUACUUCAGCAGUACGGCAAUCAACCCUCGUUCCAGGGGAUACAAGAAGAUUGUAUUAAUAUUUUAGAAGAUUUGAAAAAGUUAUUGAAGGAAGAUUUUCACAAAACGGGGAAAACUGCUCAGGCUCUGACGCAGAUAGGUGAAUUACUGCUCCAGCUAGGUGAGCGACCAUCCGACUUAGCCAAAGAAAUGCUGGAGUGUGCCACUAAACGAUUGCAUGAACAAAUUGUUAUGCUACAGGAUCAAACCGAUAGAGACAUGAUUGAGUUUAUUGAUUUGGGUAUAGAAGGUUUCUUGAAUGAUUUGACACUGGUCGUCAGCUCGUACAAUGAUAUGUUUUUAUCUAAGCAUAUUGAACAGGAAGCAGAUGAUUUCGACGAGAUCGCUCGUAUGGAUUUGAGCAAUUUUGUUAAUCGAAACAUUGACGAGUAUUUGGCGUUGGUUCAAGACCGUGCAGAGGUUGAGAUUGGACACGGUGAUUCGCAAAUUAUCCUAAGAGGAUUGGAUCGUCUGCAUCGACGGUUGACUGCUAUGCGAUCUCUUUGUCGAGCGGUCGACAUGGCCAAAUCAGGGAUUGAUAUAAUUAUCAACGCUGCCUACCAACUUUGUCAAUCGCAUAAUAAAUCACUGAAGGAUCACUUCUCUGAUAAUUUGAGCUCCAUUCGGCUGGCAUUGGUGUCGGUUAAAUCGGACAGUUCCUCUUCAAGUGCAUCCCAGUCCGGUUUGAAGGAGCUUAUUUCAAAUCUAUUUGUCUCUACGAUGGAGAAAGUCAAAGGACUUUUGCAGGACUUAUUGAUAUUCCAGCAACCAGAAUGGUCUUUCAAUUUAAAAGCGGAUCCGAAAGGAGUAGCCUGCAUUGAGGGUAUUCGAGAGAACCUGUUGGUUGGAUUCCUGCGGCACAUUUCCUCUACAAUGAAUGGGUUUGGGAAUAUCAAUUCUUCCAGUCCGCCAACCUUGUUGCUGAUUUUGUCUAAAAUGUGCCUGGAGAUGGAUAAAAAUGGGGUGCAUGUGUUGAUAUCACUAGUAGAUGAGCUGUACGGUAUAGAUUCAGAGAACAGUACCACGUUGGUGCAUGAAUCAGAGCUUUGUUCUGAGAUGCGAGACUCCGCUCAACUGUUGCUCGAUUCCUACGUUCGGAUGCAGGGUUUAAACUUGAGCCAGAUGCUUCGCAAAAGCGUCGAAACGCGCGAUUGGCUUAAUUGUCUGGAGCCGCGCUCGGUUCGAGCCGUAAUGAAGCGCGUGGUGGAGGAACUGUCGGUGAUUGAGAACAUCCUGGGAGAACUGUACAGUAGUAACGAUUUGCGGACGGCGGCUAGCAGUGAUUCCAGCCGGAAAACGCACUUCAGCUUAACGGCCUCCAAGCAGUCGCAGUUUCGAUCCACCUGGUCGACAUACACACCUUCCCAGAUGGAUAGCAGCUUUGUUUCGAAUAUUCAUCGGUUGUUUUCCGAAAAAAUUGAAAUUUUUAGUUCGGUUGAAUUUACCAAGGUAUCCAUUAUGACUGGCAUCAUAAAGAUCUGCCUAAAGACAUUGCUGGAGUGUGUUCGCCUACGGACGUUUAGCAAGUACGGAUUGCAGCAAAUUCAGGUAGAUGCUCACUAUUUACAGAUGAAUCUCUGGCGGUUUGUGUCUGAUGAAAACCUAAUCCACGUUCAGCUGGAUGAAAUACUUGGCUCAGCGGUGCUGCGCUGCCUUGAACCAAUAUUGAUGGAACCGAAUGCAGUGGAAAUCAUCUGUGAACGGCAUUAACUGUCCAUUCCAUUUUUUCAGUAUAGUACUUAAGAUUUAUUUAGUUUGUUAACAUAUAUGGAUAUUUAUCGUUUAUACUAAUUUUAAUUUGUAGAAUGAGGUUUUCGAAAAUCUCUGAAAAUAGUAAAUAAACCAACUGAGACGUACCGUCUGACAUCAAUAGAUAU